AGUAUAUAUAACCUGGAGUAUAUAUAACCUUGACAUUGAAACUCAGAGCAUCUUCUCAGAUCCACUCAGCUAACCUCACAUCUCUCAUCAUGUCCCACAGCUGUCACUCUGGAUACUUCUCCCACUCCUUUGGGGGCCACCUGCCCUAUUCACGCUCCUUCUGUGGUUCUUCGUACCCUAGGAACCUGGUCUAUACCACCAACUUCCACCAUCCCAGGACCUGCCACCUGGGCUCCUCUCACUACAGGGGCUGUCAGAAGAUCUUCCACAGGCCCUCAAGAUGCCAGAAUUCCUGUGUGGUGUCCAGGACCUGCUACCACCCAAGGACCUUCACCCACUGCAGUCCCUGCCAGAGCACCUACGCUGGAUCUCUGGGCUUUGGGUCCAGCAGUUGCCACUCCCUGGGCUUUGGAUCUAGAAGCUGCCACUCUCUGGGCUAUGGCUCUAGAAGCUGUCAUUCCUUGGGCCAUGUUUCUGGAAGCUGUCAUUCCCUAGGCUAUGGAUCUAGAAGCUCCUGUUCUCUGGGCUACCGAUCAAAGAGCUGCUAUCCCUCAGGCUGUGGAUCCAUCCACUUCAGACCUCUGGGUUAUAGAAUCCAUGACUGCCCUUCCCUGGGCUAUGGAUCUGGAUUCCACCACCCAACCUAUGUGGCUUCUAGGAGCUUCCAGUCUUCUUGUUACAGACCAACCUGUGGGUCAGCCUUCUAGAGAUAAAUCUGAUGAAUUUCUAGAUCUUUUAAGCCAAAUGUCUCACUGUCUCCUUAGAGCUGCUGUUCUUAGUUUCUCAGCAAUGUUAGAACCCUUUCUUUGGCAUCAAGCACAGGUUGACAGACUAGCACUUUCAGGCUGUGAAAUAAAUGAAUGAAUAAAAUAUAGAGUCCAGUGUCUAUAAUUUAGAAACAAGUAAUUCAUAAGUACAUAAAUUCAUCCUAUAAAAUUUAUGGAAGUUCAGUUAUAUUUGACCUAAUAAACUCAUUCACUCUUGCAUACCAUAUGUGGCUCUGCUUU
Marmota monax (woodchuck) is the source of this 1007-nucleotide messenger RNA. RefSeq names its product keratin-associated protein 13-1-like. The transcript has a single exon. The coding region runs from base 90 to 707 and encodes 205 amino acids. The record is from RefSeq and is a predicted model, not a curated record. NCBI's taxonomy places the organism in Eukaryota, Metazoa, Chordata, Mammalia, Rodentia, Sciuridae.